AUGUUGAACGAUUUCUUACAUAGACAAGACGAAAAUUAUCUCUUUUCAAACCAAAGCAUUGAACAAAAAUCCGAAGAUCAUGAGUCAUACACUGAAAGCAGUACUGUUGAUCAAACUGAGUAUUAUUAUGAUGAUCUAACAACCGACUUGACAUUCGAUAAUGAAGAAAGCACGGAUAGAAACCAAGAUUAUACUAAAAAUUCAAUCAAUGAGGAGACAGAAAAAUCCGAGGAGCAUGAGUCAUACACUGAAGAAACCAGUACUGUUGAUCAAAGCGAGAAUUAUUCAUCGACACCAUUCAUGAGCGAUGAUGAUCUAAUCACCGAAUUGACAUUAGAUAAUGAAAAAAGCACGGAUAGAAAUCAAGAUUAUAAUGAGAUGACAACAGAGAACGAGGCUAAAGAUGACAACACGAAAGAUUUGAUUUUGGAGGCCAUUUCAAAUGAUGACGAAAAUCAAACGAAAACCUUAAUUGAACAGUUGAAUGGGAACUUCUAUGGAAGUUAUGAUAUAACCUGGCUAGCCAAAGCUGCUCAACAAUGUAAACCGAAAGUUGCCAAAAUGUUAAUUGAAAACGGAGUUAGUGUUGACAUCACCGAUGAAGACAAUUGGCCAAUUAUUACUGUAGCCAGUUACUAUGCCUGUGAAGAUGUAGCCAAAAUACUUAUUGAGAACGGUGCUUAUAUUAAUGCCAGAACUGGAAGUGGGUAUUCAUCACUUCAUUUGGCCGCACGAGAAGGUAAUGCUCAAAUCGUUAAACUUCUUAUCAAAAAUGGAGCUGAUGUUACCAUGAGAGAUUUCGGCUACUUCGAAAGAACUCCCAGAGUAUUGGCCGAGAUGAAUGGUCACUGGGAUGUCGUAAAUAUAUUAAAGGAAGUCGAGCUCAACAAGAAUAACGCGAUAGAUUCAAUUAUGGAGGCACUUUUGAAAGAUGAUGCAAACCAAACAAAAACUUUAAUCGAACAGUUCAACGGUAACUUCAAUGGAAGCGACGACAUCAUUUGGCUGGGCAUGGCUUCUGAAAAAUGUAAAUUGAAUGUGGCCAAAAUGUUAAUUGAAAAUGGAGUUAGUGUUGAAGUCCAUAAAAAAGAUGAAUGGCAUCCACUCCACAUAGCUGCUUACAAUGGAUGUGAUAAAGAAGCAAAACUACUUAUCGAAAAUGGUGCUGAUCUUAAUAUCAGGAACGGAAUUGGACACUCAUCGCUUCACAUGGCGAUAAAAAGACGUAACUAUGAAAUCGCAGAUUUACUCAUUGAAAAUGGAGCUGAAAUUGACCGUGAAGAUUCAUGGUAUUUAAUAUAUGUCACCCCGGAUAGUACAACAGAGCUAGCAACAGAGCCAGCAACCGAGA
This is a messenger RNA of Contarinia nasturtii (swede midge), 1351 nucleotides long. RefSeq names its product ankyrin-3-like. The transcript is spliced from 14 exons. The annotation marks the transcript as partial. Gene Ontology annotation, molecular function: protein binding. The record is from RefSeq and is a predicted model, not a curated record. NCBI's taxonomy places the organism in Eukaryota, Metazoa, Arthropoda, Insecta, Diptera, Cecidomyiidae.